Molecule: messenger RNA, 663 nt
Organism: Temnothorax curvispinosus
Lineage: Eukaryota; Metazoa; Arthropoda; Insecta; Hymenoptera; Formicidae
Exons: 2
Coding region: 1-663 (220 amino acids)
Molecular function (GO): nucleic acid binding; zinc ion binding
Source: RefSeq, a predicted model, not a curated record
AUGGAAGAAGAAAAAAGCCAAGAUGCGCUGGUCGACUACGACAGCGAUAGCAGCUUUAUCACGGUAAUAGAUAGAGAAGCAAAAGACAAGAAGGAGACUGAAGCAAAGGGUGCAAUCCCGAAACGCGGCAAACCAAAAAUAAUAGAAAACAUAGAUGUGAAUAGAGAAUGGGCUGAAAAUCGUCCUGUACUACCUAUAGGGACAAAGAUACUUUACGAGAAACAAGAAAAGAUGGUUGAGAAAAUGGACAAUUCGAUGCAGAUGCUGGAUAAAGUAAUGAAAAAGGCCACCGAGAUGAUGGAGAAUAUGGUGGAAGUCUCCCGUUUAAACUUAGAGAAAGAAAAAGUUAAACUUAGACGUUUAGAGUUAGAAGCAGAGACUAAAAACGAGAAUAGAGAAAAAUUAGAGAAACCCGAAGUCAGGGUACAGAGGGCUGCUGCAGAAGAGAACAUGAAACAAGUGAAAUGCUACAGAUGCAACCGAAUGGGUCAUAUGGCAAAGGACUGUCCACUAAUAGAAUUUGGUGCCUGGUUUUGUUACUACUGCCAGGAAGUACGAGGUCACAAGGGUGAUAAUUGUCCGAGUGCCGAAGCCCAGGCGAACAGAGCUAGAGGAAAAAGGUAUUUAAAUAAAACCGUUAAUAAAAACAAAGAAAAAGAGUAG